Messenger RNA from Larimichthys crocea (large yellow croaker), 1623 nucleotides. Its product is annotated as serine/threonine-protein kinase pim-3. The transcript is spliced from 6 exons. Gene Ontology annotation, biological process: regulation of mitotic cell cycle; protein autophosphorylation; negative regulation of apoptotic process. Gene Ontology annotation, molecular function: ATP binding; protein serine/threonine kinase activity. NCBI's taxonomy places the organism in Eukaryota, Metazoa, Chordata, Actinopteri, Sciaenidae. The coding region runs from base 264 to 1241 and encodes 325 amino acids. The record is from RefSeq and is a predicted model, not a curated record. Gene Ontology annotation, cellular component: cytoplasm.
GAAGGAUCUUAUCUGAUCUUUGUAAAUAUUGGCACCCGCGGAGUGAGCGGCAGAGUGUAGCGCGCGGCUGUGUGGAUGCUGGGACUCGCUGACUCCUCUUCAGUGUUGAUGACCGGACUAACGAUGGCGUUUCACCGUGAUACCGUCUUAUUUCACCCGUGAAAAGGGCCGAGGACUCUGUUGUUAUCUGGGAUUUAUUACGUGAAUAUCUUCCAGGUGUUUUUUUUGUUGUUGUUCAUCUUUAGUGAGACGUCACGAGCAGCAUGCUGCUCUCCAAGCUGGGCUCCUUCUCUCACAUCUCGUCCAGCAUGGAUCUGCCGGCGAAGCUCCAGCUGCAGCAAGUCAAGCAGCCGUUUGAGAAGCUGUACCGGCUCGGUUCGGUACUCGGCAGCGGAGGAUUCGGCACAGUGUACUCGGCUGUUCGCCGGGCCGACGGGCUGCCGGUGGCCGUGAAGCAUGUGUGCAGGGACAGAGUGACUGAGUGGGGCUCUCUGUGCGGCGCAGCGGUUCCUCUGGAGAUCGUGCUGAUGAAGAAGGUGGGCGGAGCGUUUGCCGGAGUGGUGCGCCUGUUGGACUGGUGGGAGCAUGCGGACGGCUGGCUGAUGGUGAUGGAGCGUCCCGAGCCGGGGCAGGACCUGUUUGAUUACAUCACAGAGCGUGGCGCACUGGGCGAGGUGGUGGCGCGCGGCUUCUUCCUGCAGGUACUUGAGGCCGUGCGUCACUGCUACACCUGCGGCGUCAUCCACCGAGACAUCAAGGACGAGAACCUACUGGUGGACCUGAAGACCGGACAGAUCAAACUCAUUGACUUCGGCUCAGGAGCCCUCCUCAAAGACACCGCCUACACGGAGUUUGACGGUACGCGGGUGUACAGUCCUCCGGAGUGGAUCAGAUUCCGCCGCUACCACGGUCGCUCGGCCACCGUGUGGUCCCUCGGUGUGUUGCUGUAUGACAUGGUGUGUGGGGACAUCCCCUUUGAGCAGGACGAAGAGAUCCUGAGAGGACAUGUCUACUUCAGGCGAAAAAUCUCCUCAGAGUGCGAGCAGCUGAUUGGCUGGUGUCUGAGCCAGCAGCCAUCUGACCGGCCAACCCUGGAGCAGAUCCUCCUCCACCCCUGGGUGACAUCGCUGGGCAGCGAUGGACAGCAGUCAGACAACAGUGGCAUCACGCUCCAUGCCCUCACAACUGACUCCUCCUCCUCUUCCUCCUCGUCUUCCUCCUCCAUCCAGCAGAGCCUCUGAUUGGUCAAAGGGAGGCCGUCAGAGUGCAUGGACUUAAUUGACAGCUGCGCUCUGGUGGUGUUUGACUUGAGUUUCCUUCUGAUCGUGGCGUUGUCACUCAGAAGUGUUGGAGUGAGUGGUGGUCAGCGUUCAGGAUGCAGUGGACUCUGUGCUGCUCCACAGCGCCCCCUCCUGUCCUCAGAUGGUGGAGUAGCUCUUCUCGAGGCUCAAAACCUGUGGGGCUCUCAGUCUGGUGUUCCUGAUUCAGAGUGCCUUGAGUUAGAGAGCUGCUGUGGAUCGAACGUCACCACAGUAACCACCUGCAGAUCAGGAGUCUGGUCUGGAGGUGUGGACCGUUCUUAUGAGGUUCCUUUAGUUUAGGCACCUUUUUUAUUUCAUGAAA